Messenger RNA from Trichoderma asperellum CBS 433.97, 1374 nucleotides. RefSeq names its product Component of pyruvate dehydrogenase complex, mitochondrial (gene MRP3). The record is from RefSeq and is a predicted model, not a curated record. Gene Ontology annotation, molecular function: dihydrolipoyllysine-residue acetyltransferase activity. NCBI's taxonomy places the organism in Eukaryota, Fungi, Ascomycota, Sordariomycetes, Hypocreales, Hypocreaceae. Gene Ontology annotation, biological process: pyruvate decarboxylation to acetyl-CoA.
AUGCUCAGCGCCGCUCUUCGGAGGCGUGUCCUCGCGCCUACUCACCAGGCCCUGCGAACUGGCUUCGCCGCGCACGUCGUUCGCUACUAUGCCUCCUUCCCUAGCCACCAGGUGAUCAAGAUGCCUGCUCUGUCGCCCACAAUGCAGGCCGGCAACAUUGGAGCCUGGCAGAAGAAGCCUGGCGACUCCAUCACCCCUGGUGAGGUUCUGGUCGAGAUCGAGACGGACAAGGCCCAGAUGGACUUUGAGUUCCAGGAAGAGGGUGUUAUUGCCAAGGUCCUCAAGGAUGCUGGCGAGAAGGACGUCCCUGUUGGCACCCCCAUUGCUGUCCUGGUCGAAGAGGGAACCGACAUCGCCGCUUUCGAAAAGUUCUCUAUCGAGGACGCUGGCGGCGCUGCCCAGCCCGCUGAGGCCAAGAAGGAGUCUGCGCCUGCCCCUCAGUCUACCCCCGCCUCUGCCCCUCAGUCUUCUGCCCCUGAGCAGUACUCUUCCCAGGGCAGAAUCCAGAGCGCUCUCGACCGUGAGCCCAACGCUCUCCCCGCUGCUGUCCGUCUUGCCCGAUCCCAGGGUAUCAGCCUUGAUGGCGUCAAGGGUACCGGCAAGGGUGGCAAGAUCACUGAGGAGGACGUCAAGAAGCUGGUUGCCAGCCCUGCCGUCGCUGCCCCCGGCGCCACCUUUGAGGACAUUCCCAUCAGCGGAAUGCGAAAGACCAUUGCCAACAGACUGCAAGAGUCUACCCAGACCAACCCUCACUUCUACGUUACCAGCUCAGUCUCCGUGUCCAAGCUCCUCAAGCUGCGACAGGCCCUGAACAGCUCCGCUGAUGGCAAGUACAAGCUGUCUGUCAACGACUUCCUCAUCAAGGCCAUGGGCAUCGCCUCCAAGCGAGUCCCUGCUGCCAACUCCAGCUGGCGCGGCGAUGUUAUCCGCCAGUUCUCUACCGUCGACGUCUCCGUCGCCGUUUCCACCCCCACCGGCCUCAUCACCCCUAUUGUCACCGGUGUUGAGGGCCGUGGUCUGGAGUCCAUCUCCAACAAGGUCAAGGAGCUCGCCAAGAAGGCUCGUGACGGCAAGCUCAAGCCCGAGGAGUACCAGGGCGGCACCAUUUCCAUCUCCAACAUGGGCAUGAACGACGCUGUCUCUCACUUCACUGCCGUCAUCAACCCUCCCCAGGCCGCUAUCCUGGCUGUCGGCACCACCCGCAAGGUCGCUGUUCCUGCCACCAACGAGGAUGGCGAGGCCACCGUCGAGUGGGACGAUCAGAUCACCUUCACUGGCAGCUUCGACCACAAGGUUGUUGACGGUGCCGUCGGUGCCGAGUGGAUGCGUGAGCUCAAGAAGGUUCUCGAGAACCCCCUGGAACUCCUUCUGUAA